CCCGCAUUCCAGGCGCUCUCUGCUUCGCUGCUGCACGGGCUCACGGCGCAGGGCCCUUGCCGAACCCAGCCGAGACGCAGAGAGCUUCCCUCAGCCCAAGGGAGAGGACCAUGAAGACGUCAGUUUUAUUUUUGCUUUGCCUUUCGGUUUUCCCAGGCUUUUCCCAAGGCAGAGUUGUCAGAGAAGAUGAAACUGGUUUUGCGGAAUGUAACGUGUUCUUCUCUGGACAAGUCCCACCGGAAGGAUUUUCUGAGCCGUUCCAUGUGAAAAUCUGUCAGCAGUACAACAAAAAGCCACGGUUUGCAACCCUCUACAGUACUAAGGACAAAAUUCCUCUUUAUUCAGCUUUUAAGUAUACAAAAGCAGCCCAAAGUGAGGAGGAGGACUGGCUGGUUGAACCGCAGAUAGAUGAUCCAGAAAAUGACCUUCAGGAGAUGGUGCAUGAAGCUGAUGUUGCUGGCUCUGUGGCUAACCUUGGUGCAAAUCAAGCCCUGACCUCGGACUAUGUGGCCUCUGGUUAUGAGAGAGGGCAGCUGAAUCCCAGCUUGCUAAAUGAGAAAGAUUUCCAGAUGGCCACUUACACACUCACAAAUGCUGUCCCUCUGAGCCCAUCUCUCAGCAAAAGCUGGAACAGAGACGUCAGGAGGGUAGUGGAGCAGGCUCUGGUCCCUCAUUGCUCCAAGAAGGAUCAUCUCUAUCUCCUUGCAGGUGCAAUUCCUUCCAACGUCCUAGUUAAUGGCAAGGUGUCAGUGCCAGAGACCCUCUGGCUGGCAGCGUGUUGUGAUGCUCCAGAAGGAUGGUCUUUAGCACUGGUGAAGAAAGUGAAAGAUGAAAACAGUUUGGCAGACCUAGCAGUGGGAGAGCUGGAGCAGCAGCUUCCAGCAGGAGUUCAGUUGUUUAAGGGCAACUGCGGGGAAGAUAACCAAAAGCAGGACAAAAUGGAAGCAAUACUGCAAGCAGUUGCCCUGAUCUGCUCUGGAGAGCAAGAAGGAACAAGUGACAACCAGGACAAUGGCUUUGUGAGAAAAGUGGCUGGCAUCAUUGCCACCCCUUUCAUCAAACUCCUGGAACUCCUCAUCUACGUGUUCGUGGAGCUGGUGAAAUUUGUGUUUCGCUGUCUGUGGUUUGUGGUCAAGUGGGUUGUCAGUACUCUUCUGAAUGGAGCCUACAAUCUGUGUAAUGGGGUGGUUUUCUACCUCAAGGAGAUCAGCAUGGUGCUCAUCAGCAUCCCCUGUGAUGUGGGGAAGGUCAUCAUCAACAUCCUGCAGGGUUUGCUGGAAAUCAUUCAAGACAUUGCAUUUUUCACAUACAAGAUCCUGAGCAUCCCCGUGGGAUUUGUCCUUCACCUUGCUGCUUUCCCCUAUUACACCAUCUGUGCCAUCCCCUCCCUCCUCAAAGACAUAGCCACUGGGAUUGGCGGCACCUUCUCACUGGUUAUUGAUGCCGUGGGCACCCUUGUGCAUGGCUUUUGCUACCUUGUUGCUCACAUAGUCAAAAGAUUUGUCCCUAAGUGCUCCUCUGAUGACUGA
Tinamus guttatus (white-throated tinamou) is the source of this 1529-nucleotide messenger RNA. RefSeq names its product endonuclease domain containing 1 (gene ENDOD1). NCBI's taxonomy places the organism in Eukaryota, Metazoa, Chordata, Aves, Tinamiformes, Tinamidae. Gene Ontology annotation, molecular function: metal ion binding; hydrolase activity; nucleic acid binding. The record is from RefSeq and is a predicted model, not a curated record.